AUGUGGUUGAAAGAAGAGGGCUUUGUAGAGAGGGUUCGGCAAUGGUGGAAUGGGUUUUACUUUUCGAGUUCUCCUAGCUUUAUUAUGGCUCGUAAAUUAAAAGCUCUUAAAGAGGACUUGAAAAAGUGGAAUAAGGAGGAGUUUGGGGAUCUGGCCUUUAGGAAGAAAUGUCUUUUAUCUGAAUUUCUAGGUUUGGAUGCUAGGGAGGAUUUAUCUGGUCUUUCUCAGGAGGAUCUAACUCAUCGUAUUCAGAUUAAAGGUGAAAUUGCUAAUUUUGCCUCUUUGGAGAAGAUUUCUUGGAGACAAAGAAGAACCAAUCAUAUUCGUGGUAUAGAGGUAGAUGGUGCCUUCUAUAAGGAUGAGAAAGAGGUGCGGUGUGAGGUGGUCAAUUUCUAUCAGAAGUUGUACACUGAGUCAGAUACUUGGCGCCCUUUUAUGGAUGGAUUAGAGUUUGCUAGAAUUGAGGAGAAUGAGCAACUUGAAUUAGAGAGAGAUUUUUCUAAGGAGGAAGUGGUAAAGGUUUUACAUGAGAUAGAGGGUGAUAAAGCCCCAGGUCCAGAUAGUUUCACUAUGGCUUUUUUUAAAAAAUGCUGGAGUGUAGUGGAAAUAGAUGUCAUGGAAUUCUUUGAUCACUUCCAUAGGAGCUCAGAGUUUGAACGACAGAUUUUGAAUUCAGUGCUUAUUGCUAAUGAAUGUUUAGACAGUAGACAAAAGUGCGGUACUCCAGGGGUGGUGUGUAAGUUAGACAUUGAGAAAGCUUAUGAUCAUGUGAAUUGGGAUGCUUUGUUUUAUUUGUUGGAGAGGAUAGGCUUUGGGGAUAGAUGGAGGAGAUGGCUUAUGUCUUGUGUCUCUACUGUUUACUACUCAAUUUUGGUUAAUGGAUCUCCUGCUGGUUUCUUUGGUCUCAGACAAGGUGAUCCUUUGUCUCCCCUUCUCUUUCUUUUGACAAUGGAGGUUUUAAGUCAUAUCCUGAAGAAAACUGAGGAUGGCAUUUUCAUUCAGGGUUUUCAUGUAAAUGUCGGGAAAAGUGAAAUUGUCCCUAUUAGGGAGGUGCUUAACAUUCAGUCUUUGGCUAAUAUCCUUCAGUGA
This is a messenger RNA of Quercus lobata, 1089 nucleotides long. RefSeq lists its product as uncharacterized. The record is from RefSeq and is a predicted model, not a curated record. The transcript is spliced from 4 exons. NCBI's taxonomy places the organism in Eukaryota, Viridiplantae, Streptophyta, Magnoliopsida, Fagales, Fagaceae. Bases 1 to 1089 code for a protein of 362 amino acids.